GCCAAAAAAUAAGUGAUCCUGAGAAAGUGUAAAUAAAAUGAAGAUAGGCAGCAGCUGGACCCCAGCUUGGAUGUUCAGCACUGUAUGAAUACAUAGGUUUGUAAAGCUGCUGCUGUAAAACUACAAGUCCCAGAAUGUCUUUCACAAGCACAGGACUCUCGGGUUCACACAUGCUCAGUGUCUUGGUAGAAGCCUGUUUUCCAUAGGUUCCUGGAUAGGUUAAAUCAAGUGGAGCAAAUGGCCCCACCCUAAAAGCAAACUUUAGGAUUGGAGUUUGAGCCUAGCCUAAGGGUGGAACCGGAACUUACCUUUGUACUUCAAGCAAGUCAGGGUUGGUUGGGUAGGUUUGGAACCGGCUGCCGUCCUGAGGCGUCUCACAGCUGCAAGCAGGUUUGAAUCCAAGAUUCUUAUGACCCUGCUCUCCUGCCCCUACCCCUCAUAUUAUUUAUUUUCUUCUUGGGAACUUCCAGCAGGUUAUUAUGUCUCGUUCCUGUUGCCCCCAAGAACCCCUGUGUUACAAGAUUUUUACUACAGGUUAAAAGUUAACUAUCCAUGGUUCCUUAGAAACACCUAGCACUGUCUCCCAGCAAGCAAGAAAUGCUGGAAAGAAUGGACCCUGGGGCCUUAUUACCUGAGGUGGGAAGACGGUGUCAGACACCAAAUAUGAGGUCUUACUAGCUGCCCUGCCUCCUUUAGGUUCUGCCGGAUAGCCACCAUGGCCUCUCAGCCUCCUAGGCUGGCAGAAGAGUGUAGCUCAAGUCCUCGGGAGUCUGAAUUGGCUGUAAACCCCUUUGAUGGGCUUCCCUUUUCUUCCCGCUACUACGAGCUGCUUGAGCAGCGCCGAGCCUUGCCCAUCUGGGCUGCUCGCUUCACCUUCUUGGAGCACUUGGAGAGCAGCCCCACUGGAGUGGUGCUAGUGUCUGGAGAGCCUGGCUCUGGCAAGAGCACCCAGAUCCCUCAGUGGUGUGCAGAGUUUGCAUUAGCCAGAGGGUUCCAGAACGGCCAGGUUACUGUCACUCAGCCUUACCCUCUGGCAGCCCUGAGCUUGGCUGUGCAGGUUGCUGAUGAGAUGGACCUGACUCUGGGUCAUGAGGUUGGAUACAGCAUCCCUCAAGAGAACUGCACAGAGUCUGACACCCUGCUCAGGUUCUGCUGGGACAGGCUGCUUCUGCAGGAGGUGGCCUCAUCCCGGGGCGUUGGAGGCUGGGGUGUGCUGGUGCUGGAUGAGGCUCAAGAGCGGUCGGUGGCCUCAGACUCACUUCAGGGGCUGCUGCGAGAUAUCAAGCUAAGAAACCUUCCAGGGGACCCUAAAGUGGUUGUGGUUACCGACCCAGCCCUUGAACCUAAGCUCCAGGCCUUCUGGGGCAAUCCUCCUACUGUGCACAUACCCAAAGAACCUGGUGGGAGUCCCACCCCUGUCUACAGAGACACUAUCCCUAUUGAUCCAGUGGAAGCUGCCUGUCAAGCUGUGCUUGAGUUGUGUCAAAAGGAGGUUCCAGGAGAUGUGCUUGUGUACCUGUCCAGUGAGGAGGAAAUUUCCCUGUGCUGUGAAUCCUUGUCGAGGGAAGUGGGGACCUUAGCUCUCCCAGGACCUCAACCACGGGUGCUGCCCCUUCAUCCGGGCUGUGGCCAAGCGAUACAGGCUGUAUAUGAAGACACAGAUAUGGGUGCCCGGAAAGUUGUGGUCACUCAUUGGCUGGCUGACUUCUCCUUCUCCCUCCCUUCUAUCCAUCAUGUCAUUGAUUCAGGACUGGAGCUUCGAAGUUCCUUCCUAGAACUAGAGGCUCCCCCACUGCCACAACCCAGGGUGUGUGAAGAGAAUCUGAGUCCCCUGGUGUUACUACUAAAGAGGAGACAGAUUGCAGAGCCAGGGGAGUGCCACUUCCUGGACCGGCCUGCUCCAGAAGCAUUGAUGCAGGCACUGGAAGACUUAGACUAUCUGGCAGCUCUGGAUGAUGAUGGGGACCUAUCAGACCUGGGAGUCAUCCUAUCAGAGUUUCCCCUGUCCCCUGAGCUGGCCAAAGCCCUGCUGGCCUCCUGCGAGUUUGACUGCGUAGAUGAGAUGCUCACACUUGCUGCCAUGCUCACUGUUGCCCCUGGGUUUACCCGUCCUCCACUCUGUGCGGAAGAAGCUGCCUUGCGUAGGGGUCUGGAACACCCCGAUGGUGACCACAGCUCUCUGAUCCAGGUUUAUGAAGCCUUUAUACAAAGUGGAGCAAAUGAGGCUUGGUGUCAGGCUCGGGGUCUAAACUGGGCAGCAUUGUGCCAAGCCUGUAAACUUCGGGGAGAGCUCCAAGAACUCAUGCAGCAAAUUGAACUUCCCUUGACCCAACCAGCCUUUGGCUCUGAACAAAAUCGCAGAAAUCUUCAGAAAGCACUGGUGUCAGGAUACUUCCUCAAGGUGGCCCGAGACACAGAUGGGACUGGAAAUUACCUGCUCCUAACCCAUAAGCAUGUGGCCCAGCUCUCCUCAAAUUGCUGCUACCAAAAUCGCCGUCCUCCGGCCAGACCCCCACAAUGGGUGCUAUACCACAGUUUCUCCAUAUCCAAAGACAACUGCCUUUCCAUUGUUUCUGAGAUUCAACCUCAGAUGUUGGUGGAGUUGGCACCUCCAUAUUUCCUGAGUAACUUGCCCCCCAGUGAGAGCAGAGAUCUCCUGAACCAAUUGAGGAAAGAAAUGGCAGAUUCAUCGGCAGAGAGUGAAUCUUCCUCCAUCCAGGAGUUCAGAGAUGCCUGUGUCCUGCAGUGACCUGCCUACCUAAGGAUUAGAGCUGAGCUCAACUCAUGGUCCUCCUUCAGGCUAGCACCAAAGCAGACAACUAGAUUUAGAAGGCCAGAGUUUAAGGUCAAUGUAAAUUCUGGAAUCUAAAAGGAGUAGAGGGAAUGGGGUAAGCCACAGUCUAUAUCUGGUAGAAUCCUUCCCUUAGCCUUCUUGUUGCUUUCCUUAUUUCCCAGGGACUGACAUGCUCCCCAUUCUACCAAGUUAUGUCAGAUCCAUCCUUGUACUCCCUUUUGAUCUAUAAAAGAUUUUUCUAUGA
Ictidomys tridecemlineatus (thirteen-lined ground squirrel) is the source of this 3038-nucleotide messenger RNA. RefSeq names its product DEAQ-box RNA dependent ATPase 1 (gene Dqx1). The record is from RefSeq and is a predicted model, not a curated record. Gene Ontology annotation, cellular component: intracellular anatomical structure; spliceosomal complex. Gene Ontology annotation, molecular function: helicase activity; RNA binding. NCBI's taxonomy places the organism in Eukaryota, Metazoa, Chordata, Mammalia, Rodentia, Sciuridae.